This is a messenger RNA of Pelodiscus sinensis (Chinese soft-shelled turtle), 2444 nucleotides long. The record is from RefSeq and is a predicted model, not a curated record. Lineage: Eukaryota; Metazoa; Chordata; Testudines; Trionychidae.
CUGGGGCGAGAGCGACCAGACGGCGGAGGAUCAGCAAUCGGAGAUCCCCGCCGCUCCCUGCGGGGUGGGACGCCUGGGGUCUCUGCUUGGCUUUGCAUUGCCCCUCACGGGCUGGGCAAGCCACUCUCAGCGCUCCGUGCCUGCUUCCCCAGAGGAGCAAGGGAAAAAAUGAUUGAAGCAGAUUGGGAACGCUCUGAAAACUAGCUGAAGCAUUCCACAUUUUAUUGCUGCUUUCUAUUAGUGAGGCAAAUAACUUACCGAAAGCAUUGCUGUAACAGAGCCAAAAUGGAUGACAAGAAAGACACUAAUGACUUAAAAGAGGCUGGUGACUCAACAGAAAGUGCAGAAUAUGAGGAUGAUUUUGAAAAGGAUCUUGAGUGGCUAAUUAAUGAAGAAAAAGAAGACAAUUUUGGGGAAACAGAGAAUGAAGACGAUAUUGAAACAAAAACUGAUAGCAACUUGGAAGACAAUGAGGAAAAAAAAGAAUGUGUAGAUGCUGAUCUAGAGGAGAGUCUAUCAAAUGGAGAAAAACUUGUAUCCAUACCCAACUUAAAACCAUUGGAUCAUACAUCUGAUACGGACAGUGAAAGCUCUGUCCAGGAAUCCAAGCUGGAAAACCGUCAGGACCUGGAUGACGAAGAUGAUGAAGAAAUAAAGCGCUAUAUUUUGGAAAAGAUUGAAGAAGCUAACAAGCUGCUGCAGAACCAGGAGCCUCUUAAUGAGAACAGAGAAAGGAAACUAAAAUUCAAAGAUAAAUUGGUAGAUUUGGAAGUUCCUCCACUAGAAGAUACAGAAACUUAUAAAAAUGAUCCUGAAAGUGAAGAGGAUGUUUCAAGUAGGCUGUCUCAACUGCAUAUUUCUAAUGAGCCAGGCCUGCAAAGUAUGACUUUUUCACUUAAUGGUGGCAAAGAUGAGGAACAAAAGGAUGGCAAGAUCCUAGUAGAGAAAGAUGGGAAAUUUGAACUCUUGAGUUUACGUGAUAUUGAAAGCCAUGGCUUUUUUCCUCCAAUAAGUGUUUCUUUCACUGACAUUGAAACUCAGUCUAUUUCUCCUAAAUUUUCCCAUUCCAUAAUUUUUGGCACUCCCAGUCUAACAAAGGAAGAGCCUCUAGUGCAGCCAGGGGUAAAUUCUUGCUUUCCCAUUGGAGAAGAGUUUAUCUGUUUCCCUAAGCCUCCCUCUAACCCUAAGUAUCGCCCAACCUCAGCCAUCAACACUGCAAGAAGUAUGGGAAUGGGAAGAACUCCCCGCCGAGUGCAGUCUGCAAUUGCGCCUUGGAGAAACUCCACCUACAGUCUUUCACCCAGACAAAAAGAGUUGCAAAAACAGAUGCAAAAAAGGAAAGAGAAACUAAGGAAAGAGGAAGAAGCACAGAAAAGACAACAGGAAGAGGAAAAGAAGAGAGAGAAUGACAUGGUCUUUAGAGCUUGGUUGCAGAAGAAGAAAGAACAAGUACAAGAAGAGAAGCGAAUUCAGCGUGCAAAGGAACUAGAAGGCUCAAAUAGUAGACAGGAGAACAGAGAUCCAGAGGAAGCUUUCAGGUUAUGGCUUAAAAAAAAGCACCAAGAACAAAUGAAAGAAAAACAAAUGGAAAUCCUUAGACGCCAGGAAGAGUGCCUGUACUUUCUUCCAAGAACAGAGGAACGUGACAGAGCCUUUAAACAAUGGCUAAAAAGAAAGAGAGAGGAAAAGCGAGCAGAGGAACUGGCUGCCAAAGAGAGAUCAAGGCAACUUAGGCUAGAAGCCAGAAGAGCAAAACAAAUCCAGAAUAUCCUCUGCACCAUUUCUGAACCUAAAUCCUUCCGCUUCACCGACCAUUACAGCUGAAGGUUUGAUGCAUCUCAAAUAAUAGUGUCAGCUGCCAUACUUUAUAUGGCUUGAGCUGCAGCUCUUUACAGUUGCUGCCUUUUUGUGGUAUUUUAAAAUCUUUAAAUAAUGGUUUAAAUUUUUCUCAUAACUGACAGUAUGUUUAAUAUUUACCUUUUAUUUAUGUAUUUAUUUAUUUAUAAUUUGAAAUGACAAAACCUGAUUCUGUUGUGUGUAUGACUUAGUGCUGCUCAGUCCCACUGAGCCAAAGUGAAAAUAAAUGUCCAUAUAACUGGCAAGUUUAAAUCCCUUUUUUGAGGGGGGGAAAGAAAACCCUAAUGUUGACCAAAGUCUAAAGUAGAUUUUCCAGAGUGCACAUUUACUUUUCCUCAUUUCCUUUAACUGUUUGCAGAUGCUUUGAUUUAGUUGUGUUUAGCAUAUGCAUUCAGGGGCCUGUGUAAUGUAUAUUUAUCUUUGAAGAUGCUGUAGUGGACAAAGUGACAUCUCACAGAAGGCUCACUAUUUCAUUCUUUCAUUUCUGGGCUGACUACUUUCUGAGCUGAGUAUAGGGUUGCCAGAUGGUUUAACCGAAAAUACCGAACCUCUCCUCCCCUCCAAAAUAAAACCCAGGGAAAACAUUU